This is a messenger RNA of Mya arenaria, 3353 nucleotides long. Its product is annotated as exocyst complex component 7-like. The record is from RefSeq and is a predicted model, not a curated record. The coding region runs from base 56 to 2227 and encodes 723 amino acids. The transcript has 22 exons. Gene Ontology annotation, biological process: exocytosis. Gene Ontology annotation, cellular component: exocyst. NCBI's taxonomy places the organism in Eukaryota, Metazoa, Mollusca, Bivalvia, Myida, Myidae. Gene Ontology annotation, molecular function: phosphatidylinositol-4,5-bisphosphate binding.
UAUUACUUCCAAAAACAUCAACAAAAUCCAGGCGAAUCUUUGCGUUAUAAACCUUAUGAUGAUGGCUGACAUGUCAAAUAUGGAAGACAUUGCGCAUCUUAAAACAGAAAUCAAUUCAAAACUAGAAAAGGAAAUGAGUAACCUCUCAUUGCUGAAAGAUUCCUUGAAGAAAAGCAACACAAAUACCGAAAAUAUGCUGGGGAUUUUAACAAGCUUUGAAACACGCCUCAGAAAACUGGAGCAGACAAUUGUUCCAGUGUAUAACGAGACAGAAAAUCUCAGAAGACGGCAAGAAAAUAUAGAUAAGACAAUGACCACAUUGGAUCAUGUGCUGGGCUACUACCACAUUUCACAAGAGGCAGACAUGAUGAUCAAAGAUGGCCCUGAGAUGCAUGGCCUUGACCGAUACCUCCAACAGAUGGACAAGGUGUUGGAGGCACUCAACUACUUCAAGAAACACAACCAGAACACCGUUGAACUCAGAGAUGUGGCUGCGUUAUUUGAGCGCGGGAAAGAUGUUCUACAGAUGGAGUUUCAGACGUUGCUCAUCCGUCAUGGUCGACCGGUCCCGCCUAUCAUCAUACUCGACCUUCUAACGGGAGAGGAAGAGCUAGGUGGAGAGGUCGAUGUUCAAAUGGAGCACCUGCCUGAGAAGAUUAUCGAGGACCUGAGCGACAUUUCCCGCUGGCUCAUUACGAACGGCAACACUACAGACUUUCUGAAGAACUACAUCACAGCACGAUCUAGCAUGCUCGUUAAGUCACUCACUGGGUUGAAGGAACAUCUGAAGGCAGGCAGUGGAGGUUCGGGCAUGACGCUUACACCACACUCUCCUGCUCCAGGAGCCAAAUUUAACAGAAAUAAGGACACCCCUGGGAGGAAAAGUAUCAAAAAGAUUUCUCUAUACACAAGAAAGGCAUCUUCUGCAUUGUUGAAGUCACCUUUUGAUCAAGGACUUAAAGGUCAUCGCCGUACAGGGUCUGAUGUGAUCAAGGAGGAACAGUGUGAGGUCGACAUAGAGAUCUACGUUACCGAACUCACGGCACUUCUUAAACUCAUGCAGAGUGAGCAUCAGCUGUUAGCCCAGAUAGUUCCUGAGAAAUACCAGAGAUCAGUAUAUGACAACAUCGUGCAGCCAGGGCUGGAUACCGUCGUCAAUGAGGGCGAGACACUAGCUAUAUACACGAGGAAGGGCAUCGGUCGUCGGGAGUUCAGUACCGUGUUGUCCAUCUUCCCUGUGGUGAAACACCUGAGAACCAUCAAGCCAGAGUUUGACAGAAACCUAGAGGGCUGCCAAGCACCCACAAGAGCCAAAUUAGCCUCAUUACUUUCAACAUUGGGUAGCACAGGAGCAAAGGGCCUUGAGGAGUUUAUAGACAACAUCAAACACGACCCUGACAAGGCCUCCAAUAUGCCUCGGGACGGAACUGUGCAUGAACUCACCAAUCAUACAAUGGUGUUUAUGGAGCAACUACAAGAUUACAUCGAAACUGCCGGAGCUAUGUUGCUUAUGCAUGGCUCAGAUUCCAAGAACGUUCAAGCGUUGAUGUUUAAUUUUGCUGCCAUGUUCCAACCCACUGGGGAACAAGCUGCUCCCAGUGAAGCUGUAGAUGACAGGAAGAGCAAGCUAAAAUUGGCUGACUAUUGCACCAAGGUCCUAUCUGCGCUGGGCCUCAACUUGAGCAACAAGUCCGAGACGUACAGUGAUCCAUUUAUCAAGCCAGUCUUCAUGUUGAAUAACUUCAACUACAUCCUCAAGUCACUCAAAAGGUCGGCAUUGAUAGAGCUGAUCCACCUGUGGAACAAGGAUGUAGAGAUGUUUUACAGGGAUCAAAUACUUGAGCAGAAAAAGCAUUACUCUCAAAGUUGGAGUCGUGUGAUGCACUACAUUUUGGAGAUGAAUGAACCAAUGUCUUCACAAAGGAUGCUCAGUCCUGAUACAAAGUUGAAAGACAAAGAAAAGCAAAAUAUUAAAGACAAAUUCACAGGUUUUAACAAGGAGUUGGAUGAAAUUCUCCGAACACAGAAGGGCUACGCUAUACCAGAUACAGAGCUACGGACACAGAUGAAAAAAGACAAUAUCGAGUUUAUUGUUCCAGCGUAUAGAAUAUUUUUGGAGAAAUAUAGAAAGCUUAACUUUACAAAGAACCCAGACAAGUAUAUAAAAUAUACUGUCGAAAAUGUGGAAGAUAUCAUUGAAAAGAAACUGUUUGAUACUGCUGCAUAGUGGAAAAUACAAUAUAAUUCUUUCCGAAUUUGAUUUGCUUAAGUUGAAAAUAAUUGUUUUCAAACUUGAUUUGCUUACCAGAAAGUGGAAAAGAAUAGUUUCCAACUUCAUUUGCUUACUGGAAAGUGGGAAAGAAUUGUUUCCAAACUUGAUUUGAGUACAUGUACAGUAUUUAUGUUUAUGUACAUGUACAGUAACUAUUGUACGCAGCGACACAUAUACUAAGAUGCGUAAAUUAUUCAAGUGCAAUAUUUCAUUUUUAUGCCCCCGAAGGUGGGCAUAUUAAAAUCGCACCGUCCGUCCGUGUGUCCGGCUCAAUAACUCGUGUCCGGGCUGUAACUUUCCCUUGUAUGGACAGAUUUUAAAAUAACUUUCCACAUGUCUUCCACGUACCAAGACGACGUGUCGCGUGCAAGACCCAUGCCCCUACCUCAAAGGUCAAGGUCACACUUAGUGUUUAUUCACAAUGGAGUGCUGCAUAUAGGACAAAGAGUAUAGGUUGUCGUGUCCGGGCUGUAACUUUCCCUUGUAUGGACAGAUUUUAAAAUAACUUGCCACAUGUGUUCCACAUACCAAGACGACAUGUCGCGUGCAAGACCCGUGUCCCUACCUCAAAGGUCAAGGUCACACUUAGUCUUUAUUCACAAUGGAGUGCUGCAUAUAGGACAUAGAGUAUAGGUUGUCGUGUCCGGGCUGUAACUUUCCCUUGUAUGGACAGAUUUUAAAAUAACUUGCCACAUGUGUUCCACAUACCAAGACGACGUGUCGCAUGACAGACCCGUGUCCCUAUCUCAAAGGUCAAGGUCGCACUUGGGUGUUUAUUCACAAUGGAAUGCUGCAUAUAUAAGGACAUAACAGUGUCGGUUGUCAACUAUGGGUGGUAUUUUUUAUGUUUAAAGGCAAUUUAAAAUAACUUGCCAUAUGUAUUUGACAUGUAAAGACAAGAUCAACUUUUCAUGUACUGACCUUGUUCAUAGGUCAAUGUCACAAUCGGGGGCAUUUGUCACAUACUGUGACAGCUCUUGUUUGUAUUUAUCUUCAUACAUACAUGCACACAUAUAUUUCUGUAUGUUUUACAUGUGCUUGUAAUAAAGUAUAAAUUCAGCAAAGGCUUAUUAAAUACAAA